Ctenocephalides felis (cat flea) is the source of this 1131-nucleotide messenger RNA. RefSeq names its product ketohexokinase-like. Gene Ontology annotation, biological process: fructose metabolic process. Gene Ontology annotation, molecular function: ketohexokinase activity. The record is from RefSeq and is a predicted model, not a curated record. Lineage: Eukaryota; Metazoa; Arthropoda; Insecta; Siphonaptera; Pulicidae. The transcript has 3 exons. Bases 79 to 1044 code for a protein of 321 amino acids.
GCGUUGAGGUCUUUUCAAUCAGAAUUUAAUAUAUAUCAUUUGUAUUUUGUUUGCAGAGUAAUAUAAUGUACAAAAUAAAUGAAUUUAAUUGACAAUCCUUUAGUAAUUAUGUCUAAUACUGAUUCAAAUAAAAGAGUUUUAUGCGUGGGUCUUUGUACGCUUGAUAUUGUCCAAGUUUGCGAAAGUUUUCCCGUUGAAGAUUCCGAAAAAAGGUCUCUAGAAGGAUAUUGGCAAAGAGGUGGUAAUGCUUCUAAUAAUUGCUCUGUAUUAUCUGAACUCGGCAUUGAGUGUGAAUUUUUAGGCACAUUAAGUAAAAAGUGUUAUUUGCAAUUUCUCAUCGAGGACUUUAACUCAUUUAGUAUCAAUAUUAGUAAUUGUCGCUACUAUGAAGAUGCUGAUACACCAUUAUCUACAGUUAUUUUAUCUAGAAAUACAGGAAGUAGAACUAUUUUGCAUACCAAUCCUAAUUUACCCGAACUUACAGUAGAAGAUUUUAAAAAAGUUAACUUGGAAUGCUAUAAAUGGAUUCACUUUCAAGGCCAAAAUGUUAAAGAAGUUAGGAAAAUGAUGGAAAUGAUUACAACAUAUAAUUCAAAGGCAGAUGUUGGACAAACGAUUGUGAUAUCUUUAGAAAUUGAGAAAGUUAGGCCUGAGAUAGAAAUAUUAGCUGCAUUAGCUGAUGUCAUAUUUUUUGGAAAGGACUAUGCAAUGAGUUGUAACUAUAGCAAUAUGUUAGAUACAGUGAGAGAAAUGAAAAGUACAUGUAAACCAGGUGCAAUUAUUAUUUGUGCAUGGGGAGAGCAUGGAGCUGCCGCCUCUGAUUCGAAAGGAAAUGUAGUUUCAAGUCCUUCAUAUCCUCCGCCAAGAAUUAUUGAUUCAUUAGGAGCAGGUGAUACAUUUUGUGCAAGUGUUAUUAGUAGCCUGAUUAAUAAUCAAAGCUUACAAGAAAGUAUCAUUCUGGGCUGCAAAAUUGCUGGUGCUAAGAUUGGAAUUAAAGGUUAUAGAGGUUUGAAAAGUUUGUAUGAAAAUAUGAAAGAAUGUUAGUAAUGUAUAAAAAUAUUUAUUUUAUUCUAAUCCUAACAAUAUAUAAUACAUAUUUUCAUUUUUAUUCCUGAGCAACAUAAAGUUUUA